AUGGCAAACACGCUGAUAAGAAUCACACAGUUCUGCUAUCUGCCCUGUUGCACACGCUCUCUUUCUCUCUCUGCUCUGCAAUUUUUUUGUCUCCUUGCCCUCCCUGUUUCUUGUCAUACUCGUCUCACUGGUAGAACCUCUUGUCUCUCUCACUCACACUUGAUUACCAUGUUUUCUAUGACCAAGUUCAUUCUGGCGACCGCGAUCACUGUGGCCGCGGUGGCCUUCCCUGGGGCUGCGAUGGAGUUCGCUAUGGCUGAAACGACAACAAUGACCGCCGCACCUGUCCCUGUCAACCUCAGUCUGAACAUCGUCACUACGGUGCUGCUUCUUGGCGUGUCGAUAGCGGUGGCGCUGAUCUACGCUUUGUGGAAGGUCCUCCCAAAGAUCCGCAGUGGAGAGCUCUCGUUCUCGAAGAUCGAUUUUGACUGGCGUGCGGAGUUGCUGAACCAGACGCCCAAGAAGGAGAAGGCCCGCUUUGCUGCUGAGAAGGCUCGCCGCGCGGCUGAGAUGGCGCAUCGUGAGGAGGAGAUGGCAGCCAACCGCUACUGUGGCCCGGACGAGAGAGAAGUGCCUUACGGCAGCACACAGCCGCGGGUGGAGCUGGGCGAGGUCGAUACACUGGUAGCCAGGUCACACCACGAGGGUCGAAAGCACGGCGAGAACGAUGAGAGCGUUGCGGUGACGGUGCCCCGCGAGUAG
Messenger RNA from Leishmania braziliensis MHOM/BR/75/M2904, 702 nucleotides. RefSeq lists its product as hypothetical. Lineage: Eukaryota; Euglenozoa; Kinetoplastea; Trypanosomatida; Trypanosomatidae. The record is from RefSeq and is a predicted model, not a curated record. The transcript has a single exon. Bases 1 to 702 code for a protein of 233 amino acids.